CCGAAAUGCCCCAAAUCCCGCCCCGAAACCCCCGAAAUUUCCCGGAAUUCCCCCCAAAUUUCCCGGAACUGCCCGGAAACGCGGGAAUUCCGCCCAAAAUGGCCCAAAGCGGGCGGGAUUUGGGGGCGUGGCUGGGGGCGGAGCGGGAGCGGCUGCGGCGGGAGCGGCUGCGGCAGCGGCGGCUGCGCGAGGAGGCGGAGAAACUGCGCUGGAAAUACCCCCAGGUGCUGCAGCGCUGCGUGUCCCUGCUGUCCCAGCUGCGCCUGCAGGGGGCGCUCCAGGCCGGCCUGGACGGGGGGCGGGGCCGGUACCUGCUGGCCAAGGGCGGGGCCGUGCUGCUCAAGAGCAGGCUGGAGGAGCUGCAGAUCCUGUUGGACACUUACCCCGCCCCCACCAUCGAGGCCCACCGGCGAAUCAGGGCGGGGCUCGCCGAGGCCCGCCGCGAUGCCGAGGCCGAAGCCGCCAUCUUGAGGGCGGAGCUUGCGGCGCUGAGGGGGCUGGGCCCGGAGUUCCGGGCCCUGGCGCUGGAAUUGGGGCGGAUCCGGCAGGAAUUGGCCCAGAAGGGCUGGGCCCUGCGCCAGCUCCGCCCCCCGCAACCGUGACGUCACUGCAGCUCAUUAAAAUACUGCUGGCA
This is a messenger RNA of Camarhynchus parvulus, 634 nucleotides long. It is a transcript of the gene HAUS4, whose product is annotated as HAUS augmin like complex subunit 4. The transcript has 4 exons. NCBI's taxonomy places the organism in Eukaryota, Metazoa, Chordata, Aves, Passeriformes, Thraupidae. Gene Ontology annotation, molecular function: microtubule minus-end binding. The record is from RefSeq and is a predicted model, not a curated record. Bases 6 to 602 code for a protein of 198 amino acids. Gene Ontology annotation, biological process: centrosome cycle; spindle assembly. Gene Ontology annotation, cellular component: HAUS complex.